AUGUCUAGUAACAAAUCAUAUUAUGAAAUUUUGGGAAUCGAUACGACUACUGACGUUAAUGGGUUGAAAAAAGCUUACAAGGAGAAGCUAUUAAGUAUCCAUCCAGAUAAGAACCGUGAUAGCAGCCAACUGGGUGUAACUAUAGAUGAUUUACAGCGAGCAUAUCAAGUACUAGUGGACAGUGAUCUACGUGCCAAUUACGAUAAAGAACUGGAAGAAUCGUAUAAAAAGCAAGGAUUUCAUAAUAAUGGAGAGGGUUUGGACGAAUACUCACUAGAUGAGUUCUAUUUCGAUCCAGCGACAGGAUUUUAUUGUUUAGACUGUCCCAGAUGUCAAAUGUCGAGAGGGUUCGAGAUCAGUGAGGAAAUGUUAGAGGAGCACUGCAUUGAAAGAAAUAGCGGAGGUUUUCACGUUGUAGUGCAGUGCUCAGCUUGUAGUUUAUGGUUAAACGUGAAUUUUGAUGUGGUAGAGGAGUACGAGUCUACGUAA
Molecule: messenger RNA, 489 nt
Organism: Lachancea fermentati
Lineage: Eukaryota; Fungi; Ascomycota; Saccharomycetes; Saccharomycetales; Saccharomycetaceae
Source: the annotation of a GenBank genome assembly